Messenger RNA from Hevea brasiliensis (rubber tree), 735 nucleotides. RefSeq lists its product as uncharacterized. Gene Ontology annotation, biological process: protein ubiquitination. The transcript has a single exon. Gene Ontology annotation, cellular component: cytoplasm. The coding region runs from base 1 to 735 and encodes 244 amino acids. The record is from RefSeq and is a predicted model, not a curated record. Lineage: Eukaryota; Viridiplantae; Streptophyta; Magnoliopsida; Malpighiales; Euphorbiaceae. Gene Ontology annotation, molecular function: ubiquitin protein ligase activity.
AUGUCAACCUUAUUCUCCUCUUCUUUAUUCGAAAUUCCGCAUCCAACCCAUUAUAGAUACCGUGUCUCCCUUAGUUCUCCUCCGGAAAAUCAAGACAAUGACCGAUUUUCCAGACCGGCAAUGAUAACGCUGAUUUUCCACAGGUUCGAUAUCUAUCAGAGGUACGAGCGGUCGCUUAAUGUCCGUCUAUCCGAAUUGCCUGUUCCCAGAGAGCAAAGAUUUGUCCAUGUGCCCGCCAGCGAUUGUGGAGAAUCGGCAGAAGGACCUGAAUGUGAGAUCAUGGCUGCCAUGGGAAUCCCACCAAACGUUGUCAAUCAAGUUUGCUCUGAGGUUAGGAGAGCUUGUAGUGGCACCGACGCCUCGAUUUUUGCCGACAUAUACAUAGCACAGGUCCAUCAACAAGUAGUUGCUUAUGAUGAUGAUGCUAAUGAUGAUUAUGUUAGCGAUCCGUUGAUGGAAGACGUUGGAACCAUCCCUGCUUCCAAAGCAUCCAUUGAUGGGUUAACAAGACUAAGGUUUCAUCAGGGUUCUCAUGACCCUGGAGUCACUUGUGUUGUUUGCUUGGAAGAGCUUGAAGAGGAUGAUGAUCUGAUUGAGCUGCCAUGCUCCCACCUUUAUCAUGAAGAUUGCAUUGUUAAGUGGCUUUUGUCCAGCCACCUUUGUCCGCUUUGCCGCUACCAGAUGCCCACCGAGCAGCCCCGACUCUGUCCUUAUUGCGGCACUUAUGCCCACUGA